Messenger RNA from Cololabis saira (Pacific saury), 1875 nucleotides. RefSeq names its product calsequestrin-2-like. Bases 197 to 1525 code for a protein of 442 amino acids. Gene Ontology annotation, molecular function: calcium ion binding. NCBI's taxonomy places the organism in Eukaryota, Metazoa, Chordata, Actinopteri, Beloniformes, Belonidae. Gene Ontology annotation, biological process: regulation of cardiac muscle contraction by regulation of the release of sequestered calcium ion. The transcript has 11 exons. Gene Ontology annotation, cellular component: sarcoplasmic reticulum lumen. The record is from RefSeq and is a predicted model, not a curated record.
CUUUCGCCUUUGUGUCUGCUGAGCGAAGGGGUGAAGGAGUGAUCGCAGAGGGACAGGAGGAGCAUCUGAAGAAGCUGUGGGAUUUCCUUGGGGAUGCCUGAGGACCUCCACUGACAGGUGACCUCUCCAGUUGUCCGGAUUCAUUCGGUGAAUCUAAAUCUCACCCCCCCUGGAGUUGUGGUGGUAGCUGCAGACCAUGUUCUCCCUGUGGCUGUUCCUGCUGCCCUGCCUGAGCCUCGUCACCCCGGUGCCGGCUGAGAAGGGCCUGGAGUUCCCCCAGUAUGACGGCAAGGACCGGGUUAUCGACAUCAACGACAAGAACUACAAGAAAGCUUUGAAGAAACACAGCAUGCUCUGCCUGUUCUACCAUGACCCCGUCCCAGAGAGCAAGGAGCUGCUGAAACAAUUCCAGAUGACCGAGUUGGUGAUCGAGCUCGUCGCUCAGGUGAUGGAGGAGAAGGAUAUUGGCUUCGGACUAGUCGACUCCCACAAAGACUCAAAGGUGGCAAAGAAACUAGGCUUGGAGGAGCAGGGAAGCCUCUAUGUGUUCAAGGACGACAGGGUGAUUGAAUUUGACGGCCUGCUCUCUGCAAACACCCUGGUGGAGUUCUUGUUGGAUCUCAUGGAGGAGCCGGUGGAGAUCAUAGAAAAUGCUCUGGAGCUGAGAGCCUUCGACAGACUGGAGGAAGACAUCCGUCUGAUCGCUUACUUCAAGAGUGGAAACUCAGAGCAUUUUGAAGCAUUUAAAGAAGCUGCAGAGCAGUUUCAGCCCUACAUUAAAUUCUACGCCACAUUCGAGAAGUCUGUGGCCAAGGAGUUGACUCUUAAGAUGAAUGGGGUGGACUUCUACGAGCCCUUCAUGGAGGAGCCCGUCAACAUCCCGGGGAAGCCUCUCUCUGAGGAGAAGCUGGUGGACUUUAUCACCAAACACAGACGACCGACCCUGCGAAAGCUGCGUGCAGAAGAUAUGUUUGAGACCUGGGAGGAUGAUAUGGAGGGCAUUCACAUCGUGGCCUUUGCAGAGGAGGAGGACCCCGAUGGCUAUGAGUUCUUGGAGAUCCUGAAGGAAGUAGCCAGAGAUAAAACUCACAAUUCUGACCUCAGCAUCAUCUGGAUCGACCCAGAUGACUUCCCACUGCUGAUCCCGUACUGGGAGAAGACCUUCAAGGUGGACCUGUUCAGACCACAGAUCGGAGUCAUCAAUGUCACAGAUGCUGACAGUGUGUGGAUGGAGAUGGAAGAUGAGGAAGACCUGCCCACCGCUGAGGAGCUGGAGGAGUGGAUCGAAGACGUGCUCUCUGGCAAAGUCAACACGGAAGACGAUGAUGGUGAUGAAGAGGAGGAUGAUGACGAUGAUGAUGAUGAUGAUGAUGAUGAGGAAGAUGAUGAUGAGGAUGAUAAUGGGGAGGAAGAUGAUGAUGAUGAUGAUGAUAACAACGUGGAGGAUGAUGACGAUGAUGACGAUGAUGAUGAUGAUGAUGACGACGAUGACGACGAUGAUGACGAUGAUGACGAUGAUGAGUAAAUCAUAGCCUGAGUUGUAAAUGUUACCUCGUCUUCAGUCAGUCUGACUUUAUACCACAAUAACGUUUCAUAAAAAAUUGUACUAUAAUUUACCUGCUGAUGAUCUUAAGGACAUCUUCAUAUUUGAACUCCUUUAAUGCCCUUUUUUGUGACGAUGUAAAUAAACCCGUGAUGGGUUGUGGGUUGUGUGAUUUAAGAUUAAACAUGUGCUGUUUACUUGAACGUCUGCAGCAGCUGUGCCAAUCGACAUUUAAACAGAUAUUACUGUUCAUGAAAACGUGUUGAUGUCAAGAGCACAGUCCAACAGUUGUGUAAAAUAAAACUUGUAUUAAAAACAUUGUAUAAAACAAA